This is a messenger RNA of Polyodon spathula (Mississippi paddlefish), 728 nucleotides long. RefSeq names its product protein FAM227B-like. The transcript has 5 exons. Lineage: Eukaryota; Metazoa; Chordata; Actinopteri; Acipenseriformes; Polyodontidae. The coding region runs from base 134 to 490 and encodes 118 amino acids. The record is from RefSeq and is a predicted model, not a curated record.
UUGCUUGUGGUUGCUUAGUAACUGCUGAAAUGGUUGUGCGAGAGUUUUGUAUAUAUAUGAAAAAGAUAACACCAGCGUCUUAGUUGCUUUGAAAUUAGUCACGUUUGGUUUUUUAUUCUGCAGUCUGCAAAAAAUGGAAGAACCUCCAACAGCCUUUGAAAAUUUUUUAGAGUUUCAAAAGCUGACUGCCUGGCCCAUCACCCUUGAAGAAGAUCUACAAAUAACAGGAGAACUAGCAGUUUACAGAUCACCUAAUGCUAUUGCAGAUUAUCUCUGUAAAAAUGCACCCUUUCCAAUGGAGGUUAUUGAUUCUAUGGAGCAAAGGUUCAAUACAGUAUCCUCACAGUUAGAAGAACAUGCUUCAAAAAUACUGAUCUGUAAAACAAAACCCAAGAUCAAAGGCCAACCAUCGGAGAGUUUUCUGAAAGGCAUUUCAGAUGCUCUAACUGGGUCAUGCCGACAGCUCAGAAAGCAUGACAAGUCUUCCUGAGUGAUUACCUAAUGUUAUCAUCCAUGAUGAAAACGCUGGAAAACAGCAUUUUAAUGCAUACAGUUUUAUCGUCUUAUAUAUAUAUAUAUUCUUUUUUACAUUUGUUUUAGAAAGCUACAGCUAUAACAAGAAAUCCAAAUGUUAUGGUACGUCUGCUGUGAAAAUAUAAUCUAAGUAAAUACUGUGGCAAAUUCAAAUUAUAUUUAAAUGUUGUUUUGCAUUAGACUUUUGUUUUUUU